Messenger RNA from Oncorhynchus gorbuscha (pink salmon), 2464 nucleotides. Its product is annotated as amyloid beta precursor protein binding family B member 2-like. Gene Ontology annotation, molecular function: transcription factor binding; amyloid-beta binding. Gene Ontology annotation, biological process: regulation of DNA-templated transcription. NCBI's taxonomy places the organism in Eukaryota, Metazoa, Chordata, Actinopteri, Salmoniformes, Salmonidae. Gene Ontology annotation, cellular component: nucleus; cytoplasm. The record is from RefSeq and is a predicted model, not a curated record.
CAGGAGGAGAGGAUAGAGGAGGAGAGGAUUGAGGAGGAGAGGAUUGAGGAGGAGAGGAUAGAGGAUGAAGAGGAGGAGAGGGAAGAGGAGGAGAAGAUAGAAGAGGAGGAGGAGAGGAGGCCUCCGUUGAAGAGUGAGAACCAGGUCAAAGCUCCAGACCAGGGGAGCCACCCAGACCUCCAUCCCAGCUUUAGGCUCCUCAAAUCGGUUAAAGACUCUCUGUAUCCCCCUCCUCCCUCCACACCCAGACAAAGCAGUCCUGAAGACACCCCUCCCCUCUCCUCCUCCUCUCCUCUGAGGCAGAAUGAUAGUGUUGUAGAGGUGAAGACAGACUGUGUUGUAAUCAGGAUCCAGGACAUGAACUCUCCUGGCUGGUCCUCUCUGUCUCAGGAGAACACCUCACCUCUCCUCCCAGAUAUCUGGAGUGAUCAUCAGGGCUGUCAGACAGAAGGAGACCUUCCUCCAGGAUGGAAGAGGAUUACAGACAAGGCUGAUAACUACUACUGGCAUAUCCCGAGUGGAGCCACACAGUGGGAGAGACCAGCGCCCAGAGACCCUCUCACCAGACAGGAGGGCUCUAGCCUGGGGGACACCACCUCAGCCUCCCCACCUCUAGACCACCAGAAGCAGCUGUGGGGUGAUGUUGGAGCUGUGAGUGGGGGAAAGAUUGAUAGUGAGGUUUGGAAGGACCUGCAGGCGGCCACGGUGAACCCUGACCCCAGCUUGAAGGAGUUUGAGGGAGCUACGCUCAGAUAUGCAUCGCUACGGAUCCCUCUCCCACUGGAAGAGGAGGAGUCUAACAGUGACCCUGAGGCCAAGUGUUUUGCGGUGCAGUCUCUGGGUUGGGUAGAGAUGGCAGAAGAGGACCUGUCGCCAGGGAAGAGUAGCGUUGCCGUUAACAACUGUAUCCGACAGCUAUCCUACUGCAAGAGCAACAUCAGAGACACGGUCGGCAUCUGGGGAGAGGGUCAGGACAUGUAUCUGGUUCUGGUGAACAACAUGUUGAACCUGGUUGAUCCUACGGACCGUUGUCUUGGCAACGUGCUUCAUUCUCAGCCAAUAGCAAGCAUUCGUGUCUGGGGGGUCGGCCGUGACAAUGUCAGAGAGAGGGACUUUGCGUACGUAGCGAGGGAUAAGGACACCAGGAUUCUGAAGUGUCAUGUGUUCCGUUGUGACACUCCAGCUAAAGCCAUCGCUACCAGCCUCCACCUCAUCUGCUCUAGGAUCAUGUCGGAGCGUAAGCAUGCUAAAGCGUUAUCAGGGGCGUUGUCAGGGGGCGUGUCUCUACACGACAGAAUGCAGUCAGGACUAGACCUCCCGCUACAAGCAGAGUUCCCCACUGUAAAGACAGAGUUGGUCCAGAGGUUCCAGCUGCUGUAUCUGGGUAUGAAGACAGUAGACAGACCUAUAGGUAUGGACAUAUUGAACGGGGCAAUAGACAGUCUGAUUGGUUCUUCCAGUAGAGAGGAGUGGAAAGCUGUUAACCUCAACGUGGCUGAUGCUACCCUCAUUAUCAGCAACAACCAGGUGGAGGAGGAGGUGUUGGUAGAGUGCAGGGUGAGGUUUCUGUCCUUCAUGGGGGUAGGGAGGGACAUCCACUGCUUUGCCUUCAUCAUGGACGGAGGAGGACUACGCUACGAGUGUCACGUGUUCUGGUGUGACAACGCUGGACAGCUCUCUGAGAUCGUACAGGCUUCGUGCAUGUUAAGGUAUCAGAAGUGCCUGUUGGCUCACCCCCCCUCCCAGAGACCCCUCCCCUCCUGUGGCCGUGGCUCCUCCUCCCUGGGCAGCGGCGGUGUGAAGAGAGGAGUGCUGUCCCUCAUCGACACCCUCAAACAGAAGGGACCACAGAGUAACCACAGAAACUAAACUAACAUCGUGACCAGGACCGCACACCCCAGUAACUAUGGGGAAAAAAACAACGCUGCACAUUUUGCUAAUCGUGAAAAUCACUACUCGGUGAUCACCUCAACACAGAACUGUCUACCAGUCGGUGAUCACCUCAACACAGAACUGUCUACCAGUCGGUGAUCACCUCAACACAGAACUGUCUACCAGCCGGUGAUCACCUCAACACAGAACUGUCUACCAGUCGGUGAUCACCUCAACACAGAACUGUCUACCAGUCGUGUUCAACUACGGUGAUCACCUCAACACAGAGAGAGAGAGAGAGAGAGAAAAUAAUCAGGUUGGAGUGACCUCUACCCUCUGACCUGGUGACCCUUCCUGUCUGUACCUGUACCUCCAGCAUGACCUGGGACACCUGCAGACACACCUGUAGACACAACCGACACACACCUGUAGAGGCACCUGUAGACACAACCUACACACACCUGUAGAGGCACCUGUAGACACAACCUACACACACCCGUAGAGGCACCUGUAGACACAACCUACACACACCUGUAGAGACACCUGUAGACACAACCUACACACACCUGUAGAGACACCUGUAGACACAACC